Molecule: messenger RNA, 2354 nt
Organism: Belonocnema kinseyi
Lineage: Eukaryota; Metazoa; Arthropoda; Insecta; Hymenoptera; Cynipidae
Exons: 7
Coding region: 244-1776 (510 amino acids)
Biological process (GO): purine nucleobase metabolic process
Molecular function (GO): hydroxyisourate hydrolase activity
Source: RefSeq, a predicted model, not a curated record
GGAGGGGCUAGAGUCUAGAGUUGAAAACCGUUUUGGCUUUGGAGUUGCGUUGCGUUGGUCGUUGGGGAACAUUUGGGAAUAUUGGAGAAGUAGGGAGGGAAGUCUGAAAAUCCAAAGGCUCCAAAGAGUGAUCCUGGUUGUGUUGUCGGCCAUUGCUAGGGAUAACAGUGAAAAAACUAUUUGGUGAUUUCGUGUUACGAUUUUGGGUAUUCCAGGAUUGGAAUUUCAAACUUGAUUUCGACCAUGGAGGACGGCAAGUAUGUCCAGGUUGAUGAAAAAACGAUUAUAUUGCAGUCCAAUUCGUCUGAGAUGCAACCAAGGCUCACGCCGACAGGAAAAAUUAGCUAUGCGAAAACUAGAGUCUACACUCAACGGUACCGCAAAGAGUGGGAAUUCAUGUCCGAUUUCAAAGGAUGGUUAACAUCAGUAGCGCAUGAACCGACCCGAGCCUUUUGCAAAUACUGUAAAAAAGAUUUGCACGCUCAUCGGCUUUCCUUAUUGAAACACAUGUGUACAAUGAAACAUCAGAGAUCGGCUUUAAUGUACCACAACGCGAUGAUCGUGAAGAGGAAAGACACUGACAAGAAUUCGAUGGAACUCGACGAGAACGAUUUCAGCGAACUUGAAGACGAAUUGGGGGAGGAGGAGGAGGAGGAGGAGGAGGGAGGAGAAAUUGAGUUCACGGUCGAGGAUGAUGCCGAGUUGGAGGAAGACUCAAACUUCCCGGAACACAAGUACGCGCGGGAUGUCAGCGACGAAGAUGUGACUCAAAAGACUCUGCUUAAAAGAAUUAAAGUGGAGAUGACGCAGGAUAUAAAACGUGAUAAAUUGGCCGAAGCAAUGGCACAUGUGCAUGGAGAAACGUUGGAAGAAAAUCCAGAAGAUGUUCAAUUGAACAUGGACGUUGUUUCGGAAACUGUGGAAACAUCCGAGCUCUCGGAAGACAUCAGCCAUCAUCUCGCAGAAAGUGAAAAUCCAAUGGAAUCCAUUGAGGUGGAGCAUCAAAUCAUUGAGGAACAAUCUUCCGAAAACGAGGAGUUGAUACCCCAGGAGCUCGAAUAUGUAAAUUCGGAUAUAACGAGGUCCGCUCCACUGAGCAGAAUUGCCCUUCCCGGCAAUAAAAUCACAAUUUCCGCUGCAAACGCGAAAACGUUUCUGCUGAGAAGUGGCGGGAAAGCCGUGACACUCUCUUCUGGAAAAGGGAUAGGGACAGGGACACCCGGUACCCAAUACGUUCUCAAAAAGUUCCAGGGAAAAGCUAACAACAACUCUCCUGCGAAUGAGAAGAAACUGCCGCAAGUUUCGAUUUCGCCGAAACCUGUCGCUGACAACAGUCAGUCUUCACUUGCUGCUGCAGAAGCGGGCACAAGUCAGGCGAAAAAAGUGGUGAAAGCGGGCAAGCCGAUUGUGUGCUCGACUGUCAAGAAGCCGACAAUUUCAACUCACGUCCUCGACAUGGGCAAGGGACUUCCGAUUGGAGGCUUGCAAGUCAGUCUCUACAAACUCUUGGACGGAAGGUGGACUUUUGUCAAUGAAUGCAAUACCUCGAGUGCUGGCCGAUGUGGCGAUCUGAUCAACAGCGAAAAAAAUGCCCUGACGACAGGCCGCUACAAGCUCCAUUUCGACGUGGACAAAUAUUUUUCGCUGAGAAAAACAGAAACUUUGUACCCCUUUAUCGAGAUCGUCUUCGACGUGAAGAACCCCGUCGUUGCUUAUCAUAUUCCGAUUUUAUUGAGUCCCUUCGGUUACACGACUUACCGUGGAUCUGACAGAUGAGCUCCUUUUUUCUUCACAAUUUAUUCAUUAGCUACAUCAGUGGCGUCACUGCAAAAGUGGAAAGUCCCGAAAAAUUUUCCAGGAGCCCCUUUGAAAAUGAAAAAGAACGUGCCUAUCUUUUUUCCUGGAUCUCACCGAGAAAUUAGAUUAAAAAGAUUUUUUUUCACUGUCAGAAAGCUUAUUCAAUUGAGCUUUUAAGUUUGAAAUUUCCUCUCUAAAAUGGGACCAGGAAUAUAAUGAAAUAUUUACUGGUUCCCGAAAUAUUAUAUGAAAAAUGUGGAUGCGCUUCGAAGAUGAAAAUUAGUCGGUGGAGCAGGUUAAAUUUUUUCUUAUCUUAAAAGUUUUGAUCAAUUUGGAAAAAUUAUUUCUACUUAUUUAUUAUAAUUUCACAUGGAAUAAGGAUUUUUUGACAUGAAACGGGAAUUUUCUAAAAGAAUUAAAACUGAGAUUUAGAAGAAAGGAGUUUGAAAAAUCCGAUCCAAGUGAAAAAUAGGUCUUAAUUCAGAAAUUUCUACUUCCAAAUUUUAGAAAGAGAGACUACUUCAAUCAAUUUUCAAAGUAGAAAUAGUAUUUUCAAC